AUGUGUAUGGAGCUUUUAUCACAGUUCAUUCACCAAAGUGUCCAUCAGAACAGAUGGAUUCCAAUUAAGCUCGGACGACAUGGUAUUCCUAUCUCCCAUGAAUUUUAUGCGGAUGUUAUUAUUCUUUUCUCCAAAAUAAUCCAGCAAAACUGUAACACCAUCAUCGACACAGUCAAUAAUUUCUCCUCAUUUACCUGGCAAAAUAUAAACUACAACAAAUCUCUCAUCUUCCUAUCGAGAAAUUUUUUCCAGGAAGAUAAGGAGUAUGUUACUAGUUCCCUACAUAUGAAAGAAGGAACUGCAAUGGGCAAAUAUCUUGGCUUUCCUCUUACCCACACUCGUUAUCAAAGCAGUGAUUUCCAAUUCCGCAUUGACAAUUUUCAAACAACGUCUGGAAGGAUGGAAAAAAAAUUCUUGACCAUGGCACGGCGAACUACUCUUAUUCGCUCCAAUCUUAACAGCCUUGCAAACCAUGUCAUGCAAUUCACCGUUCUUCCGAAACAGUGUUGUCAUCAAAAACUCCCCACUAACCAUUUCUCGUGA
Messenger RNA from Solanum pennellii, 543 nucleotides. RefSeq lists its product as uncharacterized. The record is from RefSeq and is a predicted model, not a curated record. Bases 1 to 543 code for a protein of 180 amino acids. The transcript has 2 exons. Lineage: Eukaryota; Viridiplantae; Streptophyta; Magnoliopsida; Solanales; Solanaceae.